GACGCAAGAACUGCGUCAUGACGUCACUGUCGUACGUCUCUGUAGAGGAAUGUGCGGAAACUUCUUCGUUUCCACUUUUCUCUUCGCGUAGUUCGUCGAAGAAAAGAAAUCACAACGCAUAAGAAACUGCAUAAAACUCCAGUAAAGUUCGGUUCCGAAGCGACGGGUUUUGUCCUUGUGGCGGUGAGGAGUUCAUCUCAAGAUGGCAGCUCAGACAGGGUAUUCAGCCGAGAUGUUCCCCGUUGGGGUUUCUUUGAUGGAGGAGGGUCAGAACCACACACUAUCCGCCCCUCAGCUUGUCAUGCUGGCCAACGUGGCGGCAGUGACAUCAGCAGAGGGUGGGUGUGGCGAGGGUAGUAUGGCAGAUGAGAAGGAGAUGAUGGAGCUGAAGACAGUGGGUAGCAGCUACUCGGACAGUGAGGAUGAGAAUAUCAUCAGGUACAGCUAUGACAACCAGAACCACAGGGAGGUCUGUAUCAUUGAAUACCCAGAGUCUCCUGGUCUAGGUGUCAACGCUGUAGCUGGCGGUAAUAAUGAUAAUGAGGAGGUGGUGAAAAAUGUGGACAAAGCUGAAGACUUGUCUCGACGCUCCCGCCUUCGCCCCUCAACAAGCACCAAAACACCUGAACAUGCAGUUAGAGGUAACGAGAGUCCAGCUGCUGCCCCGGAGAACACGAAGAAGAAGAAACCAUUCCACUGUAAACCAUGUCACUUCCAGGCCCAGAAUGAACAGGAGUUUGUUGAACACCUCAGCACCCACAGCAUCAGCAAGAUGAUGGUGGUUAACCGGGUAGAGGGGCACAGCAAGACCAGGACCAAGGAGUCCGAAACAUCUGAGAUUCCUUCAGGUGGGGAGGGGGAGGCCAGUGAGGAUGCAGUGGCAGCAGGAGACGUCAAAGGGCUGAUCAGAUGUGAACGCUGUGGAUAUAACACAAACAGAUAUGACCAUUACAUCGCCCACCUAAAACACCAUAGCAAGGAGGGAGAGGACCACAGGGUGUUUAAGUGCACUCUGUGUCCUUACACUACUGUCAGUCAGUACCACUGGAGGAAACACCUGAGGAACCACUUUCCCAGCAAACUGCACACCUGUAGCCAGUGUUCCUACUUUUCUGACCGCAAGAGCAACUACAUCCAACACAUCCGGACCCACACAGGUGUUCGUCCAUUCCAGUGUCCGUACUGCGACUAUUCCAGUUCACAGAAAACUCACCUAACCCGACACAUGAGGACUCACUCAGGUGAGCGUCCCUUCAAGUGUGAGAGCUGUAACUACCUGGCAGCCAACCAGCAUGAAGUCACUCGUCACGCUCGCCAGGUCCACAAUGGCCCCAAACCUCUUUCCUGCCCCUACUGCGAAUACAAGACUGCGGACCGCAGCAACUUCAAGAAGCAUGUUGAACUGCACCUCAACCCUCGACAGUUCCUCUGUCCACUCUGCAAAUAUGCAGCCUCCAAGAAAUGCAAUCUGCAGUAUCACAUUAAAUCCAGGCAUUCUGGUUGCAACGUUCCCGUCGAUGUCUCUAAAGUCAAACUGCGCAUCAAGAAACCGGGGCCUGAAGGAGCAGAAGACAACUCUGAAUCUAAAGCAACUAAGUUUGACAAUUCAGCCACCAUAGAAGACAAGUUUGACAUAGACAACGGCAGUGACCACGAAGACAGGGACUUCAGCCCUAUCAACCUCUCUAUCAGAAAGAACAGGCCCAGCAUCACCCAGGCUGUACAGAGUGACACACCAGACCAGGCUCAGAGGAAGUUUAACCCUUCAAAGACGAAGGAGAAGGUGGAGCCAGAGAAAAAAGUUAUAACAAGACAGAAGAAGAUGAAUAAAGUGAACCAGAGCUCCACAGAGAACACAUCUGGUAAAGAAAUGCAAACAUCUUCUGUAAAUACAGACAACAAGGGAAAAAGACGAGUAAAGAAGCUGACAAGACAGAAAAUGAACCAGGACCAAGCAGGAGGGGCACAGUCCCAGAAAGACACACUUAAGAUCAGGAAAUGUGACCCACAAGGACCAGUGGUGGAGGUAGUGGUGAGACAGGAAGCCAGAGAUGGGGAUGUAAUGCCUAGGCCUGAAAAGGAGAAAGAACAGCGGAAGGAGACAAGCGGAAAAGAAGACAAAAGCUUCAACAAGCCCAGAAGGUCUGAAUCCAAAAAGUCCCAGAAAAAUAAAGACAGCAAAGAUGUGCAGCAGAAAGACAGGCCAAGGAAAAGCCAGAAGGAAAAGAGUGUGAAAAGGAAAGUGGUGGAGGUACUAGACCUUUCCACCAAUCCCACAUCUAAAGCAAAGAGGCUGAAAGCCACAACAGCCGAGAAGCUAAAACCUGGUCCUCAAAACACAAAUGACAUGAAAGAGGCAGCUCUGGAGAAAUCUGAUGUAACAGCACCUGUGCACCAAAAGAAGACCAGGAACUCCAGCAAGAGAGGGCUUUUGGAGAAGACCCCUGUCAGCUGCCCAUCCCCAGAGGCCCAGCUGGACCAGACUAAAAGCCCAGCACGUGAAAUGGGUCCAACCGCACCACCAAGCGUGGAGAUCCCAUCCACCUGCAGCUCAGGUGGAGCCACACCCUCUGCAGGUGACGUCCCCCCAGCUCCCGUAUUCCUGAAACCCACUUCACCGCCUGCUCUGACAUUUUCGAGUCAACAAACCAAACCCACUGACCCAGAGGAUGACGAGGGCAUUCACAGCAGCCACGAGGGGGGAAGUGACAUCAGCGACAGCGCCUCAGAGGGCAGUGAUGACUCCGGCCUCCACAGCAGGUCCAACAAGAUGGCCAACGACCCUGAAACACCCACGGACGAGAUCCCGACACCGACAGAGCUCAAGAGUCACAUGUGCAUAUUCUGUGACCGGACCUUUCCGUUGGAGGUGCAGUACCGCCGGCAUCUGAACCGCCACCUCGUCAACGUCUACUACAUGGAAGGCAGCACUGCAGGACAGAAGUGAGGAGCUCCUGAUAGACGAUUCUAUCAACUGCCCCAGCAGCAACCAGCAAGUCUCAAUAGGCUGAAGUGGAGUCAUUUGCUUUUUCUGCAGUAUGAACUCGCUCUUCAACAAACGUCCUAUUUCGAUCAGUUUAUAGAAUCACACCAGAGCAGAAAUGCUUCAGAACCAAUAUGCCAAAGUCAGCUUAGAUCCGGAGGUGGGUGCCGAGCACCAUUUUCCAAGCGUCUUCGUGUUCCUCGAUGUCUGCAGCAGGUGGCUCUUCAAACACAAUCACUUUGGAACUCAACCUUAUUAAAUGACCAGCUGUGAUUUUUUUUUUAUAAGAGUACUUCAUGUGAUGAGAGCAACUCCAGUGAGUUUGUGUCAGGAUCUGUGUAGAAAUCACUUGGAAUGUUUAUUAACCUGCAAAAAGAAACAUCAGGAUGAAGAGACAAUCGGUGUUUGGUUGGUUGGACCGAACCGGCACCUUGGGUUUGAGUAUUACUAUACAGUUCAAUACAGAACAGUUUGUCUUCAUGUAACUAUUUCUGUGCAAUAUUCCUUUAGUCAAAACGCCAAAGUGAGUUUCAUCAACGGUCAUUAAGUGAGGAGCAUAUUGAGCAUAAAAUGUUUUCCUGUUGCUUUUUUCACAUUAAAAAAAGGUUUCUGACAAGGACCAUGAAAUUACUCUGAACAGGAACACGAGUCUCAAGGUGCUAUAGAGACACUCACUGAAUCUCUGUUUAGUCAGAGUUUAACGCUUCAUCCUUUCACUAACCAGCACAGACGUUGUGUAGUCAUGGUUUGUUUAAUCUCACUCAAAUAAAGAUUCUCCAAGUUG
Messenger RNA from Betta splendens (Siamese fighting fish), 3767 nucleotides. RefSeq names its product RE1-silencing transcription factor (gene rest). Gene Ontology annotation, biological process: regulation of gene expression. The transcript is spliced from 6 exons. Bases 203 to 2947 code for a protein of 914 amino acids. NCBI's taxonomy places the organism in Eukaryota, Metazoa, Chordata, Actinopteri, Anabantiformes, Osphronemidae. The record is from RefSeq and is a predicted model, not a curated record. Gene Ontology annotation, cellular component: nucleus.